Messenger RNA from Botrytis fragariae, 5856 nucleotides. RefSeq names its product putative abc multidrug transporter protein. The coding region runs from base 1 to 5856 and encodes 1951 amino acids. The record is from RefSeq and is a predicted model, not a curated record. NCBI's taxonomy places the organism in Eukaryota, Fungi, Ascomycota, Leotiomycetes, Helotiales, Sclerotiniaceae. Gene Ontology annotation, cellular component: membrane. Gene Ontology annotation, biological process: transmembrane transport. Gene Ontology annotation, molecular function: ATP binding; ATP hydrolysis activity; magnesium ion binding. The transcript has 12 exons.
AUGUCAAAAUUUUCGGCACUGAAAGGUCGAAUCUUCGGUCUGCCCUCCAAGGUUGCUGGUGCUGAAAAGCAAAGCGGACAAUACUUACGUCUAUUACUCUCAAGUGAUCCAGAACCGCUCGAUUAUGUUCUUCUUGUGGUUGGAUUCAUCACCUCGAUCGCUUCUGGGGUUCCAUUUCCCCUACUGGGUAUCUUGUUUGGCCAACUGGUAGACGACCUCAAUUCAACAUCUUGUAGCACUUCCUCGACUAGUUCAGCGUCACUUACAGAUGGCGUUGUGACCAAAGUGUUAGAUGUCAUUUACGUGACAAUCGCGAAUUUCUGUUUGAUCUAUAUUCAUACUGGAUGUUGGAGUCUUCUCGGUGAGCGUCUUGUUAGACGCCUGCGAAUGAGAUACCUAGAUGUUCUUCUACGUCAAGAAGUCGCAUUUUUCGAUACAUUGCCAUCCGGUGAAGUAGCUUCCCGCCUCGAUGUCGAUCUUCAAACCAUUCAAACAGGAACUUCUGAAAAGGUCGGAAUCUUCAUUGCUAGUAUCUCCUACUUCGUCGCUUCAUAUGUCGUUUCCUUCAUCAAGAGCGCGAAGCUGGCAGGUAUGCUCAUCUCUUUGGUGCCAGCCUAUCUUUUGAUGGCAUUGGUGGGAGGACACUUCACUCAAAAGUAUGCAAGCCGAAUGUCAGAUCAUGUAGCAGCAGCGACAGCUAUUGCUUCAGCAGGACUGUCAAAUAUGUCUUUGGUUCAAGCUAUGGGUGCCAGUUCCCGCUUGGAAGCUGUGUACGCUCGUCACAUUGGUUCAGCACAAAGAGAGGGAAUCAAGAAAGCUAUUGUCGCAUCCGUGCAACUUGGUUGUUUGUACUUCAUUGCUUACUCUGCCAAUGCUCUCGCUUUCUGGCAAGGAAGUAGAGAAAUUGCUGCCUCUGUUGACAGCGGAUCUGGAACCACAGUAGGAGCUGUGUAUACCGUCAUCUUCCUCCUUGUUGAUUCAUCUUUCAUUGUCAGUCAAAUCGCUCCUUUCAUGCAAAUAUUUGCUGCAGCUAGUAGCGCAUUCAUCAAGUUGGUCGCGACGAUCAAUAAACCAUCCUUGAUCGAUGGAACAACCACAACGGAAGGCCAAACCUUCACUACAAUCCCAGGAGAUCUAGAAUUCAAGGAUGUGGAUUUUGCAUAUCCAUCGCGACCUGAAGUGGUGGUUCUUAAGUCAUUUAGCUUGAGAAUCCCAACCAACAAACACACCGCGCUCGUCGGUCUCUCUGGUAGCGGAAAAUCCACUGUCGCAGCUUUAGUUCAACGUCUUUACGACCCUAUUCGCGGUGAUGUUUUCAUUGGUGAACAUAACAUGAAAACCAUCAAUGUCAAGUGUGCAAGAAGUUUCAUUGGAACAGUCGCUCAAAAUUCGACACUUCUUGAUCGAUCAAUUCUCGAAAACAUCGCCUACGGUUUAGUCAAUUCACCACUUCCAGAGCAUAUUGAGCUCAGAAAGACGCUAUUAGAUUCAAGCUUACCAGAUCUUGCUCACGCCAUCCGUGAGGGUGCCAAUCCUGAAGAGGCUCUCGCCGCUAGCUCAACCAACGUUCAAACAAUUGUCAGACUUGUGCGAGAUGCAGCGAUGGAAGCUGACGCUCUUGGGUUCAUUGAUCGAUUGCAAUAUGGUAUGUCUACAGAAGCUGGUCCCGGAGGUAAUCGACUUAGUGGUGGUCAAAAACAACGUGUUGCAUUAGCCCGUGCUAUCGUUCGCCGCCCAUCUAUUUUACUCCUCGACGAAGCUACUGCAUCUCUAGAUUCAGCCAGUGAGCAUUUAAUUCAAAUGGCUUUGGAACGAGUUAGUGAAGGAAGAACCACCAUCUCUAUUGCCCACAGACUUUCAACAAUCAAGAACGCCGAUAAUAUUGUGGUCAUGAGUCAGGGUGAAAUCCUUGAGCAGGGCACAUAUACUGAUCUACUUGCUCGAGAUGGCGCUUUUGCAAACCUAGUCCGACUCCAGACACUUGCCUCUUCUGAUGAACCUAUAUCUGAGAUUCAAACUGAGGAUGCCAAUGAGGAUGAAGAAUAUCUGCAAGAAAAGAUUGAUAAUAAUGAAUUCGCAAAGGUCAAAUCAUUGGACAAUACCGGAAAAUCUACGCCAGUUGCUGAUAAUAGCGAUUCUGGCGAAACGAUCGCUCCCAAGAAUGAUAAGACUGCAACCAAAGGCCGAUCAUUCCUCUCUACGUUCUUUGGUAUUAUGUCGAUGGCUAGACCUCAUUUACUAUUUGUUUUCUUAGGUAUUGCCGGUGCUGUUGUAGUUGGUGGCUCAUAUUCCGGAGAAGCUGUACUUUUCGGUCAUACAGUCAGCAGUUUAAGUCCCUGUCUCAGCGCAGCUAGCAUCCGUAGUAACGGAAGUUUGUACGGAUUGUUGUUCUUCGUUUUGGCUUUGGCUGAAUUCUUCGCCAACGUCAUCAGCGCAUCUUCCUUCGGUCGUGUAUCUGAGAAGCUCCUUUAUCGUGUCCGUGUUUUGGCGCUCAAGUCUCUUUUCGCACAAGACAUUCAAUGGCAUGAAUCGGAGAAUAGGAGCCCUGGUACACUGAUUUCGUAUAUCAGCGCUGAUGCAAAUGCAUUGAGUGGUAUUACUGGAACCCUUCUCGGAGUUAUGCUGUCGAUCAUCGUUUCAAUGGUCUCUGGAAUCAUUCUUGCACACGUCGUCGCGUGGAGAAUCGCUGUUGUAUUACUUGCCACCAUCCCCGUCCUACUUUCAUCUGGUUUCUUGAGAUUGAAAAUUCUCGCAAGAUUCCACGAAAGACACGCAAAGGCUUUCUCUAAUUCCGUCGCUAUUGCUACUGAGGCUGUUUCGGCCAUUAAGACAGUUGCAAUCUUUUCACUUGAAGAAGAAACUGUCCAGGUUUUCAACAGAUCGCUGAAAGCUCCUUAUACUGCAACGCUAAAGACAAUUGCAUACGGAAAUUUCUGGCUCGCCAUGGCUUACAGUAUGAGUAACUUCGUUUACGCACUAGCAUAUUGGUGGGGAGCUCGAAAUGUUGCAGAAGGACGUUACAAUCAACAACAGUUCUUCACGGUCCUACCUGCUCUCCUCUUCAGUGCUCAACUAUGUGGACAGAUGUUCUCCCUCGCUCCUGAUAUUUCUAAAGCCGGCGUAUCCGCCGCACGAGUUCUUGAUUUGAUAGAUAUCGGUCCUGAGAACCUCCUCGAAUCUAAGAAUAGCCGAGCAACAAAUGAUCCAGAAGCAUCUCAAGGAAUGAUCGAGAAACAACCAAUCAGAUCAGGUGGUCUCGCCGUACGCUUCAACAAUGUUCGUUUCUCCUACCCCGCUCGUCCAGAUAUCGAAGUCCUCAAAGGUCUCACCAUAAACAUUACUCCCGGUACAUUCUGUGCCCUUGUCGGUCGUUCUGGAGCCGGAAAAUCAACCAUCAUUGCCCUCCUUGAACGUUUCUACUCUCCAGCAUCCGGCAGUGUCGAAAUUGACGGUCAAGACAUUUCCAAGAUUGACGGCGUCGCAUUCCGCGAUGAUAUUGCACUCGUUCCCCAGGAAAGUGUGCUAUUUGAUGGCACCGUCCGCUUUAAUCUCGAACUUGGCGCUCGUGUCGGACAUACCCCAACUAUGGAAGAGAUCGAAUCUGCAUGCAAAUUGGCAAACAUUCACGAUACCAUUAUCUCUCUUCCCGAGGGAUACGAAACCCCUUGUGGUUCCAAUGGUGGCCAAUUUUCAGGCGGUCAAUUACAACGUCUCUCCAUUGCUCGUGCAUUACUCCGAAAGCCACGCUUACUACUUCUUGAUGAAUCGACUUCGGCUCUUGAUGCCGAGUCUGAGAAGUUGUUUGAGGAGGCUCUGGAGAAGACAGCAAAGGGUGUUACUGUCAUCGCUAUCGCGCACAGAUUGAGAACCAUCAAGAAGGCGUCGACGAUUUUCGCAAUUGAUGGCGGUAUUUGCGUGGACCAAGGAAGCCACGACGAAUUGGUGACUCGAAAUGAGGAGUAUAGAGCCAACGCUGCCUUCCAGACGUUAACCCGUCGAGCUCACCAUCUACAAAUAAGGAAGGUUGACGCUUUGAAGUACCCCGGAUCUAACUGUUUUGAUCAUCACAACACCAAGAAUAUCAAGAUAUUAAACAUGGUCACUGCUUCGUACGCCUUCUUUGAGGCCCUUGUUGAGGCGGGGGUAACUCAUUGCUUCGUUAACUUAGGAUCGGAUCAUCCUUCUAUUUUAGAAGCUUUGAUUACGCUUAAAAGGGAGAACAAGGGUCCAGAAGUCAUAACAUGUCCAAACGAAAUGGUAGCCCUCUCUAUGGCCGAUGGAUAUGCCCGUCUAACUGGCAAACCUCAAUGUGUAAUCGUACACGUCGACGUGGGAACCCAAGGAUUGGGAGCUGCGGUUCACAAUGCCUCAUGCGGACGGGCACCCGUUCUUAUAUUUGCCGGUCUAUCCCCCUACACAAUUGAAGGAGAAAUGCGCGGAUCGCGAACAGAAUAUAUCCAUUGGAUACAAGAUGUACCCAACCAGGCUGAGAUCGUCAGACAGUAUUGUCGAUAUUCAAUGGAGAUUAAGACGGGGAAGAAUAUUAAACAAAUGGUUAACAGGGCUCUUCAAUGGGCUACUAGUGCUCCUGCUGGACCAGUCUAUUUGUAUUCAGCAAGAGAAGUCAUGGAAGAGGAAAUUGAUGAUUAUGAUCUGGUUCAGGAACAUUGGAAUGCAGUGGAGCCAGCUGCACUUUCUGAGAGUUCAGUUGCUACGAUUUCUGAAGCAUUGGUCAAUGCAAAGGAGCCAUUGAUCAUUACUGGCUAUAGUGGUCGAAAUCAUAAGGCAGUAGGAGCUCUUGUUGAAUUGGCGGAUACAGUUAAAGGUCUUCGUGUUUUGGAUACUGGUGGAAGUGAUAUGUGCUUUCCAGCUGAUCAUCGUGCUUGGCUGGGAUUGAGAUAUGGCAGUGACAAGGCCAUUGAAACCGCCGACGUCAUUGUUGUCAUUGACUGCGAUGUACCCUGGGUUAACACUUUGUGUCAUCCUUCAAAAUCAGCCAAGAUAUUCCAUAUCGAUGUUGACCCACUCAAACAACAAAUGCCAGUAUUUUAUCUUGCCGCACUUUCUCGUUACAGAGCGGAUAGUUACACAUCCAUAAGCCAACUCAUAAAAUACAUAAAAAAUGCUAGUGACUUCGCCAACACACUCUCCUCCUCGCCAUACACGGAGCGAUGGGAGGCUCUCGCUACAGAUCACACCAAACGUCUUGAGACUAUCAACGCCGCUUCGUCAAAAGUCUUUGAAGAUGAUUCCUUCGGCACCGGUUACCUCUGUCAACAACUACGCAAGAUCGUACCUGCUGACACAAUCUUCGCUAUCGAAGCUGUAACAAAUACCGUAUUCGUAGCAGACAAUAUUCAAGCUACUCUCCCCGGUUCUUGGAUUAACUGUGGAGGAGGAGGAUUAGGAUGGUCUGGUGGUGGAGCUUUAGGUAUUAAAUUAGCAUCUGAGAUUGAGAAUGGGAAAGGAAAGGGGAAGUUUGUCGUCCAGAUUGUUGGAGAUGGGACAUUUUUAUUCUCGGUUCCAGGAAGUGUUUAUUGGAUUUGUCAAAGAUAUGGUAUUCCAGUUCUAACUAUUGUUUUGAACAACAAGGGUUGGCACGCACCAAAGCGAUCUCUCAUGCUAGUUCAUCCAGAUGGUAUUGGAUCCAAAGCCACUAACGAAGAAUUGAACAUAUCAUUCGCACCACAAGUCCCAGAUUACGCGGGAAUAGCUAGAGCAGCAUCUGGAAACAGCGUAAUGGCCGAAAAGAUUUCGAAAGCUAGUGAGGUCGAGAAGGUCUUACUGAAGGCUGUAGAGUGUGUUAAGGGGGGUACCACCGCGGUGAUCGAUGCGGUUGUUGUGCCUGGUUGUUAG